Messenger RNA from Elephantulus edwardii (Cape elephant shrew), 546 nucleotides. It is a transcript of the gene MRPL43, whose product is annotated as mitochondrial ribosomal protein L43. Bases 1 to 546 code for a protein of 181 amino acids. NCBI's taxonomy places the organism in Eukaryota, Metazoa, Chordata, Mammalia, Macroscelidea, Macroscelididae. Gene Ontology annotation, cellular component: mitochondrial large ribosomal subunit. Gene Ontology annotation, biological process: mitochondrial translation. The record is from RefSeq and is a predicted model, not a curated record. The transcript is spliced from 4 exons. Gene Ontology annotation, molecular function: structural constituent of ribosome.
AUGACUGCGCGUGGCACUGCUAGCCGCUUCCUGACCAGUGUCCUCCACAACGGCCUGGGUCGCUACGUGCAGCAGCUUCAGCGUCUCAGCUUUAACCUUAGCCGCGACUCGCCCUCAUCCCGCGGCGCCAGGGAAUUCAUAGAACGGGAGGUGACCGACUUCGCCCGGCGGAACCCAGGGGUCGUCAUCUACGUCAACGCGAAGCCGUGCAACGUUCCUAGAGUGGUGGCGGAAUACCUUAACGGGGCUGUGCGUGAGGAGAGCAUCCACUGCAAGUCAGCCGAAGAGAUCAGGGCGUUGGUGCAGAAGCUGGCGGCCCAGUCGGGCCUCGACGUGAUCCGCAUCCGCAAGCCCUUCCACACAGACAACCCUAGCAUCCAGGGCCAGUGGCAUCCCUUCACUAACAAAGCGGCAGUGCCCGGCGGGCUGCGCCCCCGAGAAGCCCAGGAGGUUGCCCGUGCCCAGGACACAGGGCUCUGGAGGCUGGCCAAGGUCUCGUCUGAUUUCAGGACCAUCCAGCACACUAGGCCAUGCAGAGGGCGGUGA